AUGUCUCCGUCGCAUUCCCGGUCUUCCCUCGGUAGCAUCGAGGAGACCUCGCCGCCAAUGGAGGCAAUACGCACCAACCAGGGCUCCAAAUCACAAAAAGGUCCACAGACGACGAAUGAACUUCAUCUUGUACAGAGUCAUCUAUCCAACCAUGAUAUGCCCGUGGCCACCGAUGAAUUCCGCGAGGUAGACGCUGAGCAAUACUUGCGCUUCUCGCCGGCACGCAAAGUGGUCAUUGUCUUUGUGCUGUCCUUUUGCUCGUUCUUGGCUCCUAUAUCUUCGACGUCCAUACUUUCGGGUAUUCCAGAGGUCGCAAAGUCCUACAAUACUACGGGUAGUAUUAUCAAUGCUAGCAAUGCUUUGUACUUAGCAUUUAUGGGCGUCUCCGCCCCAUUCUGGGGCCCAUUUAGUCAAGUGUGGGGACGACGUCCGAUUUUCCUUGCAAGCGGUUUCCUUUUCUUCGCGUUCAAUAUUGGCACAGCCCUGGCACCAAAUUUACCGGCCUAUUACAUCUUCCGGGUUUUGACAGCCUUCCAAGGAACAUCAUUCCUGGUGGUAGGAAGCUCUGCCCUUGGUGAUAUCUAUGAACCACGAGCCCGCGCUACGGCGCUUGGCUGGUUCUUGUCCGGUACUCUCAUCGGGCCUGCUUUCGGUCCUUUUAUCGGUGGCGUCAUUGUCACAUUCCGCUCAUGGCGAGUAGUCUUCUGGCUACAAGCUGCCCUCGGGGGUUGCGGUACACUACUCGUCUUCUUUUUCUUCCCCGAGACAUACCCACAUCUCAACAAGUCUGACCUGACCUCCAAAACCCCGGUUCAAAAGGCGAAGUACCUAUGUCGCCAGGUGAACCCAUUACGUGUCGGUGUACUUCUCUUCUCAUACCCGAAUCUUUUCUUCGCGGGUCUGGCUGCUGGCGCGCUCGUCUGGAACCAGUAUUCCCUGCUCACACCGAUUCGAUACGUGCUUAACCCACGCUUCAAUCUCACGAGCCCAAUCCAGUCGGGUCUAUUCUACAUUGCCCCUGGAUGCGGGUAUCUAGUCGGAACCUUUAUGGGCGGACGAUGGGCAGACCAUAUUGUGAAGAAAUGGAUUCGCAAACGUGGUGGUGUCCGUGUCCCGGAGGACCGACUCAAGUCUUGUCUAGCCUUUAUCACAUUUGUCAUCCCGGGGUGUAUCCUCGUCUACGGCUGGACAGUUGAAAAAGCCGUCGGCGGUAUUCCUGUCCCCGUGUUGGCUAUGUUCCUCCAGGGUGUGGGACAGCUCUUCUGCUUCCCAAGUCUGAAUACUUACUGUUUAGACGUGAUGCAGUCUAGUGGCCGAAGCGCUGAAGUUGUAGCGGGAAACUACAUGUUCAGGUACGUCUUUGCUGCGCUGGGUUCUGGCAUUGUGCUUCCUGCCGUAGAAGUUAUUGGCGUUGGAUGGUUUAGUACCAUCAGCGCAGUGUUUUUGAUUGUCUCGGGUCUUUGUGUCUGGGCAACGACUAUCUUCGGUGAUAAGUGGCGCAAUCAAGUUGAUGAGAAGAACCAGCGCAACGAGGCGAAGAAGGUACAGGAGAAUCCUGCUGAGCGAGAGGUUGAAAAGAGUGCUGAGGUCUAG
Messenger RNA from Penicillium daleae, 1593 nucleotides. RefSeq names its product putative MFS transporter. The record is from RefSeq and is a predicted model, not a curated record. Lineage: Eukaryota; Fungi; Ascomycota; Eurotiomycetes; Eurotiales; Aspergillaceae. Gene Ontology annotation, biological process: transmembrane transport. The transcript has 3 exons. Gene Ontology annotation, molecular function: transmembrane transporter activity. The coding region runs from base 1 to 1593 and encodes 530 amino acids.